AUGCGUGAAAUAGUUCAUCUUCAAGCUGGUCAAUGCGGUAACCAAAUUGGUUCUAAAUUCUGGGAAGUCAUUUCUGACGAACACGGUAUCGAUCCAACUGGUACAUACCAUGGCGAUUCUGAUCUUCAACUUGAACGCAUCAACGUUUACUAUAACGAAGCAGCUGGAGGCAAAUACGUUCCACGUGCUGUUCUCGUCGAUCUUGAGCCAGGAGGCAAAUACGUUCCACGUGCUGUUCUCGUCGAUCUUGAGCCAGGUACCAUGGACUCUGUUCGCAGCGGCCCAUUCGGUCAACUCUUUCGACCUGACAACUUCGUCUUUGGUCAAUCUGGUGCUGGCAAUAAUUGGGCCAAAGGCCACUACACCGAAGGUGCUGAACUAGUCGAUUCAGUCUUGGAUGUUGUUCGCAAAGAAGCCGAAUCGUGUGAUUGUCUUCAAGGCUUUCAGCUCACUCACUCACUCGGUGGUGGUACUGGCUCUGGCAUGGGAACUUUACUCAUCUCCAAGAUCCGAGAGGAAUACCCUGAUCGUAUCAUGAUGACAUUCAGUGUUGUUCCAUCACCCAAGGUAUCGGACACUGUUGUCGAGCCAUACAAUGCAACUCUAUCUGUUCAUCAACUCGUCGAAAACACCGAUGAAACUUAUUGUAUCGACAAUGAAGCUUUAUACGAUAUUUGUUUUCGAACACUGAAACUCACCACACCAACAUACGGUGAUCUCAACCACUUGGUGUCAGCGACCAUGUCAGGUGUCACAACCUGUCUUCGCUUUCCAGGUCAAUUGAACGCUGAUCUUCGCAAAUUAGCGGUGAACAUGGUCCCAUUUCCUCGUCUUCACUUCUUCAUGCCUGGCUUUGCACCGUUAACAUCACGUGGUUCGCAACAAUACCGUGCACUCACUGUUCCCGAGCUCACCCAACAAAUGUUCGAUUCUAAAAACAUGAUGGCUGCAUGCGAUCCUCGUCAUGGUCGAUACUUGACUGUUGCCACCAUCUUCCGUGGUCGCAUGUCGAUGAAAGAGGUCGACGAACAAAUGUUGAAUGUUCAGAACAAGAACUCGUCGUACUUCGUUGAAUGGAUUCCAAACAAUGUGAAGACAGCUGUUUGCGAUAUUCCACCUCGCGGUCUCAAGAUGUCAGCAACAUUCAUCGGUAACAGCACAGCUAUUCAAGAGCUGUUCAAGCGCAUCUCUGAACAAUUCACUGCUAUGUUCCGUCGCAAGGCUUUCUUACAUUGGUACACAGGCGAAGGUAUGGAUGAAAUGGAAUUCACUGAAGCUGAAUCUAACAUGAAUGAUUUGGUUAGCGAAUACCAACAAUAUCAAGAUGCAACAGCUGAAGAAGAGGGCGAGGGCAUGGAAGGUGAGGAAGAAGAACAAGCCUAG
Adineta ricciae is the source of this 1383-nucleotide messenger RNA. The record is from the annotation of a GenBank genome assembly. Lineage: Eukaryota; Metazoa; Rotifera; Eurotatoria; Adinetida; Adinetidae.